Musca domestica (house fly) is the source of this 797-nucleotide messenger RNA. It is a transcript of the gene Pop4, whose product is annotated as ribonuclease P protein subunit p29. NCBI's taxonomy places the organism in Eukaryota, Metazoa, Arthropoda, Insecta, Diptera, Muscidae. Bases 166 to 789 code for a protein of 207 amino acids. Gene Ontology annotation, biological process: rRNA processing; tRNA 5'-leader removal. Gene Ontology annotation, cellular component: ribonuclease MRP complex; ribonuclease P complex. The transcript is spliced from 2 exons. Gene Ontology annotation, molecular function: ribonuclease P RNA binding. The record is from RefSeq and is a predicted model, not a curated record.
ACAACAUAGGUCCAUCGGGGAUUUUGCUUCUGAUUUUUUACCAAGUAUUCCUUUUUGGCCUUUAUAUUCGUUUCAUUGGGGAAGACUUUCAUUUUGGUUUCCCUCGCGCUCAUUCGAUUAAUCGGAAGUCGACCAACCAAGUGUGUCAAGCAAGUGUGUAAAAGGAUGGAUACUCAAAUACAACCGCUGCAAGAAUAUUUAACCAAUAUGGUAGUGCCCGAUAAAAGGGUCAACAUUGAUAUAAAUCCAGAACACAUUACUAUGCUGCAUGGAGGCAAAAGUAAAAAGCAGCUAAGUCGAAAGAAGAAGCCAUCAAAAUCAUCUACCUUGACUAGGCGUGAAUAUACAAAGUUAGGCCUACACACAUUACCCACACGCCAAAUGAAAUAUGAGGAUGUGCUGCCAUUGCAUAGACUAUGGAAGGGCUAUAUGAAGGAACAUUUGGGUUUGAACGAGGGUGAUGAGGUGCCACAGGUUUAUCAACCAGGCUAUGAUGCCUUUAGUAAACUACUUGUUAAGACUGAUUUACAUGGCUCAAAAAUGUCAGUUAUAAAAUCCAGGUGUUUAACACUUGUUGGAAUAUCUGGCAUUGUUGUUAUGGAUACCAAGAAUGUUCUCAAAAUAUUGGGUAAAGAUGAUCAUUUAAGAACUGUGCCAAAAAGUGAAUGUGUCUUUAGUAUGAAAUUUGGCAGUAUGGAAUUUAUAAUAUUUGGAAAGCAUUUAUGUAUAAGACCAGCCGAACGUUCGGUUAAGAAAAUAAAAAAUUACAUUGAACCAUUUGAUUGUUAACAACAUAA